Molecule: messenger RNA, 303 nt
Organism: Striga asiatica
Lineage: Eukaryota; Viridiplantae; Streptophyta; Magnoliopsida; Lamiales; Orobanchaceae
Source: the annotation of a GenBank genome assembly
AUGCUUUUUAACUCCCAAUUCAAAACCGAAAGAAGGCAUGGUAAAAGGGGCAGCCAUCUACCUUUCUCGGUGAACAGGAAGGAAACGAAACCAAAAGGGAGGCUCGGUUGGCUCUCGGCACUCCAAAAGGCUCGGUUUACUGCAGCCCGGUGCGAAUGCGCCUCAGCUGUGACUCGUCCCUACCAACCGGAGGGUUCGGAACCCGCUCGGUAUAUACUCGCUGCUGCCACUGCUCGCGCACGGCUCCUCGUUCGUCUUCUCGCGGGGCGUUCUCGGCUGUUACUCGCGUGGAGGGAAAACUGA